AUGGCAGUAGGGGACGAGCUGGCGUUUGCGCUGGUCGCUGAGCAGCUCGAAGAGCAGGCGGAGCGGCGAGAGGGCGCAGAAGAGAUGGCAGCUUCUAUCCGCAGCAAGGCGUUUCUACGGCGAGCGUCUUCAAGUCCUGAAGUGUGCUGUUUUGUGGUCCAUAAACGUUGCCAUGAAUUUGUCACAUUCUCAUGCCCUGGAGCUGAUAAAGGGCCAGACACAGAUGACCCUAGAAGCAAGCACAAGUUUAAGAUCCACACCUAUGGCAGUCCCACAUUCUGUGACCACUGUGGAUCUCUUCUGUAUGGACUCAUACACCAAGGGAUGAAAUGUGACUCCUGUGAUAUGAAUGUCCAUAAGCAGUGUGUGAUGAAUGUGCCAAGCCUUUGUGGAACGGACCACACAGAGAGACGAGGACGUCUAUACUUGAAGAUCGAGGUGAUAGAAGACAAAAUGCAUGUCACAGUUGGGGAAGGCAAGAACUUGAUUCCAAUGGACCCGAAUGGAUUGUCUGAUCCAUAUGUAAAACUCAAGUUGAUUCCAGACCCUAAACAUGAGACGAAACAGAAAACGAAAACCAUCCGUUCUUCCCUGAAUCCGGCUUGGAACGAGUCAUUUACAUUGUGA
Sinocyclocheilus anshuiensis is the source of this 627-nucleotide messenger RNA. RefSeq names its product protein kinase C alpha type-like. The transcript has 5 exons. The coding region runs from base 1 to 627 and encodes 208 amino acids. Gene Ontology annotation, biological process: exocytosis; regulation of calcium ion-dependent exocytosis; spontaneous neurotransmitter secretion. The record is from RefSeq and is a predicted model, not a curated record. Lineage: Eukaryota; Metazoa; Chordata; Actinopteri; Cypriniformes; Cyprinidae. Gene Ontology annotation, cellular component: synapse.